AACAGGAAAUUAAAUUGUUUGUAUAAGGAUCUCGUAAUCAUUUGAAGUUAUUAUGGUUUUGAAUUUAGCUUUCAAUAUUUAAAGUGCAGACAGGGCAAUAUGUGUAAAGCAUUACAUGUAUUUAGGAGAUAUUAUGUAUUAUUGCGAUUUAUUUGUUUGGUUGAAGUUGUUUGUUUGAAAAACACACCCAAAAGUAUGGAUUGCACAGUAGGAUAUAUAGGUGGAAGAUGCAAUAUACCCUGUCACUACCCAAGCUACGGAAAAUUAUGUCAAUCACUGUGCUAUUGUAAGAAGGAAUACUGUAAUCACAAGAACGGGUGUCUAGAUUGUCCACCUGGUUCCAGGGGACAAGGUUGUGAACAUAACUGCACAUAUCCAAAAUAUGGCAUAUAUUGCCGGUCAACAUGUGACUGCUUGGAAGAAGAGUGUGAUUAUAUCACUGGUUGUGAAGAGUGUCCACCUGGUUUCCAAGGAAAGGCUUGUCAACAAAAUUGCUCAUAUCCAUAUUUUGGUUUAAAUUGCGAGUCAAAAUGUAAAUGCAGAGAAGAACAAUGUAAUUCUGUGAUUGGUUGUGAAGGUGAGGGGUACGGAAUAGGGUAUAAUGAAGGUUGGGAAGACAACUGCACUUAUGAAAGAAGUUACAAAAAUCCAAACGCACUCCUUUCUAGCAUUAUUGCUCUUUGUUUUAUAGCACUCAUUCAGUUUAUUUUUUAUCUUUAUUUUUCAAUUUUCUACAAACCUCGGUUGUUGUACAUCACGAGGUUUUGAUGUAAUAUGCAUAUAUUUAACUUAUGUUUAAGGAUAUAUGAUACAAACAAACUUUUGUCAAAACUACUGAAAAUAACAACCUGAGUCAUGUUUCAAUGAGUAAAAUGAAUACAUUUAACCUCUUGGUUUUUCACUUUUCAUUAACAUUUUCACAAAAAGGGAAUUUGAAUUGAAAAAUAUUUGUAUGGAUUACAUGUAGUAAGGAUGGUUACAGAAAUGUAGAAUUUUGAACACCAUAGAAUCUUUAAAAUUUUUAAGAUGAUGGAAAACUAUAAGCUGUAUUAUUUGCAACAAAAAUAAACCCAGAAAUAUAUGCACAUCCCGGUAUCCAUUUUUCUUUUGUUUGUAUCAUUUCUCAUUAAUUCUGCUUGAACAUUAUGCACAGAUUCUUUCUUAAGAAUGUCCUGUUCUAAUAAAACAGUUAAAUCUCUUAUGACAGAGUAGAUAAUACCAUUUGAUUUCCCUUAAAAUAAGGAUUAUAUUUCAUAUCCU
Molecule: messenger RNA, 1260 nt
Organism: Saccostrea cuccullata (small rock oyster)
Lineage: Eukaryota; Metazoa; Mollusca; Bivalvia; Ostreida; Ostreidae
Product: multiple epidermal growth factor-like domains protein 10
Exons: 5
Coding region: 100-768 (222 amino acids)
Molecular function (GO): scavenger receptor activity
Source: RefSeq, a predicted model, not a curated record